AUGCCGUCGAUCUCUCUCCUCUCAGACUUGGUUGUUGAUCGAAGCUCUUUGCUUCAUCUAUCAUCAGUUGUGAGUCUUCUCAUUAGCUCUAUCUGGUUCACGACCUCUCUCUUUCCCUCAGACCUGGUUGUCGGUCGAAGCUCAUUGCGUCAUCAAUCAUCGUGGUUCGUCGGUACUGUUAAGGAGGUGUGGGACUCUUUAUUAGAUGUGUAUCAGCAGCCUAAGUUUGCCAAAUGGUAUGAGUUGGAAACAGCUAUUCAGAGUGUUCGUCAGUGGGAUCAAUCUAUUCAAGACUUCUACAUUGAGAUGACAGUUCCAGCUUCAUUUUGGAGAGAGGAAGUUCUUACUGUUGUUUUUCUUCUUAACCGCAUGCUUAUCCCCCUUCUUUCUGGUCAGUUUCCUUAUAAGACUCUGUUCUCUCGACUUCCCAAUUACUUCCUCCUUUGUGUGUUUGGGUCUGCUUGUUUUGUUCUUCUUCCCCGUAAAGAUCGGACCAAACUUAGUGUCCGAUCUGUCCUAUAUGUCUUUUUGGGUUAUAGUCUUACUCAGAAAGGCUAUCGGUCUUACGACCCUAUUUCCCAUCAUCUUUACAUCUCCCAUCAUGUUUCUUUUUUCGAACGUCUGCCUUACUUUCAGUUUCCUCCUAUCACUACUCCAGUUUCUAAAGAGGAUUUGGUUCACAUUGAUCCAUUUCCUUCUGAUGUCCCUCAUGAUGAGUACAUCUCUAUUGUUCCCCAUGACCUUACUCAAUUUUCUCUACAUUCUCCCCAACCUAUUUUUUCUCAUCGUUCUCCGUUGUUAGUUUAUUCUCGUCGCCAGGCUCUUCCUCCACUAGUUGUCUAUACUCCUACGGUUGAUCCUGCUACUUCUGACGACUCUGAUCCUGCUGCACACCAAUAUCCUACUCGAGCACAUCAUCCACCAAACAAGUUAGAACCUCAAUCUUACAAGGAGGCCUGUCAGAAUCCCCAUUGGAUUCAAGCUAUGGAGGAUAAGUUGUCUGCAUUACAGAAAACUAGUACUUGGGAUCCGUCAUUGGCCAAUAAGGUUAUUCACCGUGCCAGUCUUACUGACACUAAAAUUUCUGAUACCCCCAUUGAGCUUAAUGUGAAGCUUAACACUACUGAUGGUGUCCCACUAGAUGAUCUAAUUUUGUGUCACGAGCUUGUGGGCUACUUAGUCUAUCUAAUCGUUACUCGCCCUGAUCGUGCCUAUGUUGUUCAUGUGAAACAAACUAUUGUUGCCCAUUCUACUGCCGAAGUUGAGUACCAUGCUAUGGCUCAUGCUACUGCUAAGAUUGCCCAUAACACUGUUUUCCAUGAACGCACGAAGUACAUUGAGAUUGAUUGUCACUUUGUUCGUCAGCACCUCCAGUCUGGCUCUAUCUUGCUUUCUUUUGUCCAUUUGGCUUUACAGCUUACUGACUUCUUGGCCAAGACUCACACCACUGCUCAUUUUCGGUUUCUUCUUGACAAACUCUUUAUGUUUUUGGCUAAAACACCUCAAGUUUGA
Molecule: messenger RNA, 1512 nt
Organism: Camellia sinensis
Lineage: Eukaryota; Viridiplantae; Streptophyta; Magnoliopsida; Ericales; Theaceae
Source: RefSeq, a predicted model, not a curated record